Rhizoctonia solani is the source of this 1665-nucleotide messenger RNA. RefSeq lists its product as uncharacterized. The record is from RefSeq and is a predicted model, not a curated record. Bases 1 to 1665 code for a protein of 554 amino acids. The transcript has 3 exons. Lineage: Eukaryota; Fungi; Basidiomycota; Agaricomycetes; Cantharellales; Ceratobasidiaceae.
AUGAGUCCAGAGCCAGCCGUUUCCUAUCCUGAUGUCCAUCCCGGUCCCAGUGAUGCCGACCCCCUUACCGACGACGAGCUCUCCCUCCUCUUAGCCAUACCCCGCGCCGCGGAGUCCACUCCCAACUCUACGCUCUUCCGACUUCCACUCGGCCCCCACCCCUCUAUGGGAUUUGUCGAUGCCACUUGCGCCGAAGUCCGCUCUAUUGUUGCACGCUUAGCCAGCACAUGGAAGACCAAGCUGUCGGAGCUUCUGCGUAAACCGGACGAGUCGGGCUGUGAGUGGUCGAUCGGGCCAGGGACGACUAUAUGCAUCAUGGUGGAGCCAUCGUUCCAUGGAAUCUUCCAUCUGCUUGCUUUUUGGGCUAUCGGGUGCACGGUUCAAUUUGUGUCGGUCUCGGAUCCUAGUGUGGGGAUUGAUCAGCUCAACGAAUGCGAAUGCAAGGUCAUGGUGUGUUCGGGAUUCGACGAAGAAUGGAUUAUAGCACGCGGAAGCGAGUUCAAUGGAGUUAUUGUAAGCCUUCCAGAGGAAGAGCAAGCACAUAUACUCGUAAAGAACGAGAAACAUGGCCAUGCCACUCCAGUAGCUUUUGUUCACUUUGCAAACUUUCACGUUCUGCGAUUCGAUCCCAGCGUCUUCGUCGAUUGGGCCAAAACUCUAGACGUGGGAGCUAUUACAUGUUCUUCGGGCCUAGUGCGUCAGAUUCCGGCGGCCAUGCUUGAAACUCAUGCGGAGUUUUUCCGAAGUCUGUUCUCAUUUGCCUUUACUGGAUCUUCGCUAGACUGCGCUUCGUCCAGUGUAUUUGAGCGACUCGGGAUCUUUAUCACGAACAUAUAUGGGAGCUCUGAGUUUGGUCGUAUAUUAAACUCCUCAAACGCGCCUUAUACGCACCUACGUCCUUGGGGAGACACACCAGCUCCGCUCGUCCGCGCGAUAUCGGAAUAUGCCUCUGAUGGCACACGUUACGUCGAGCUUUGGAUAUCCUGCAAAACAUCCCUCCGACUCUCUCACCAUCUCUCUAACGGUGGCGUUCCAGUAAAGCUUGAGCCAUUCCCCGGUGAUGGUCCCCACAAGGGCGAGCCCGCUAUCAAUCUUGAAGACAUUUUCCAGGAGCGCACGAUUGUCAACGAAUCAAACUCCAAGAUUGAGACGGUAUAUAUCCAUGCCGGGCGUCACAGCGAUCAACUUCGGCUUAGUGGAAAAGGAUACGGAAACAUCGAUGCUGCUUCAUACGAGGCCGCACUCAUGUCCGAGCUUAGCUCUCGGAUGGGUCAAUCAGACUGUUGUUAUCCUUGGACAAUAGAUGCCGUACAGCUUUUUGGCGGCAAUAUGCCCUGCACUGCAUUGAUUGUCCAACUCGGUUCCGAUCCAGGUCUGGCUGAACCAAGCGGGACGGACCUGUUGCAAGAUUUUGUGGCCGGUCCACUAUACAAAUCAGUGGUAGAGACAAAUCAAACUCUUGGGUUCAUCUCGGCCCAGCGAGUACACCCAGGGAAACGUAUGUUGCUGAUAGGUUCAUCUGGUACAAUCCUACACGGACCAGAUGUCGAGAGGCUUUCCGGCUCAUGUCCUUUGAGUGUGACCCACAAACGCACACCGAAACGAUGGGAGAAUGUUUGCAAAUUCAAGCCUUGGCUUGAUGGACUGGACUUUAGUGAGCCGUGA